GGCGCUCUCGCCCCGCGGAGCUCCAAGCGUCUCGGGCUUGCGCGGGGGCUGCUGCGCUGGCUGGCCAAGAACAAGUCCCUAAGUUGGCGUGCUGGGCGCCCCUGCCUUCCUCUUCCUCUUCCUCGGAGGCGACCGCGGCAGAAGCAAGCCCCAGGAACCCGGCUUGGCCCGAGCUGUGAACCAGGGUGGCCAGGCGCUCUGGACUCCCGCGGAGGAGCGGGGAACCGAACGCCCAGAGCCGAGCUGGCCCCGCAGCCCAGGGCCGCGAGGGAGCAGCCUUCCCCCGCCCGCGCCUCUCUCGGCCGGGGACCGCGGGGAUCCCCGGCCCCACGCGCGCGCGCGCUCCCACAUCCACUCUCACACACACUCGCCUCACACACACCAGCCUGGAGCUGGGCUGCGGACAGGGUGCUCCGGCGCGCUCCGAGGACCAGGCGGCUGCCGUCCGGAGCGGGGCAGGAAGCGAGCUGGGGCUCUUGGAGCGGGCUCCGAGGGCUUAGCCGGAGCAUGGGGCCGGGUGAGCGCUGAGAGUCACGGCCGCAGCCAUCAGCCCUGGAGAUGACCAGGAGCGGCCACUGCUGAGAACUAUGUGGAGAGAGGCUGCGAGCCCUGCUGCAGAGCCUCCGGCUGGGAUAGCCGCCCCCCGUGGGGGCGAUGCGGACAGCGCGGGACAGCCAGGGGAGCGCGCGGGGGCCGCAGCAUGCGGGAACCCGCUAAACCCGGUGGCUGCUGAGGCGGCCGAGAUGCUCGUGCGCGCAGCGCGCCCCACUGCCUCCUCGACCUUCUCCGGCUACAGGGACCGUAAGUGGCGACUAUGGGCAGACUGGGCUAUUGGACCUUGCUGGUGCUGCCGGCCCUUCUGGUCUGGCGCGGUCCGGCGCAGGGCGCGGCGGCGGAGAAGGGUCCCCCAGCGCUGAACAUCGCGGUGCUGCUGGGUCACAGCCACGACGUGACAGAGCGCCAACUUCGAAACCUGUGGGGCCCCGAGCAGGCAGCGGGGCUGCCCCUGGACGUGAACGUGGUGGCCUUGCUGAUGAACCGCACCGACCCCAAGAGCCUCAUCACGCACGUGUGCGACCUCAUGUCCGGGGCACGAAUCCACGGCCUGGUGUUUGGGGACGACACCGACCAAGAGGCUGUGGCCCAGAUGCUGGAUUUUAUCUCCUCACAGACUUUCAUCCCCAUCCUGGGCAUCCACGGGGGCGCAUCUAUGAUCAUGGCUGACAAGGACCCGACGUCCACCUUCUUCCAGUUUGGAGCGUCCAUCCAGCAGCAAGCCACGGUCAUGCUCAAGAUCAUGCAGGACUACGACUGGCACGUCUUCUCCCUGGUGACCACCAUCUUCCCUGGCUACAGGGACUUCAUCAGCUUCAUCAAGACCACCGUGGACAACAGCUUCGUGGGCUGGGACAUGCAGAAUGUGAUCACGCUGGACACGUCCUUUGAGGACGCGAAGACGCAAGUCCAGCUGAAGAAGAUCCACUCCUCCGUCAUCCUGCUCUACUGUUCCAAAGACGAGGCCGUCCUCAUCCUGAGCGAGGCCCGCUCCCUGGGCCUCACGGGCUAUGACUUCUUCUGGAUUGUCCCCAGCUUGGUCUCUGGGAACACGGAGCUCAUCCCCAAAGAGUUUCCAUCGGGACUCAUCUCCGUCUCCUACGACGACUGGGACUACAGCCUGGAGGCGAGGGUGAGGGACGGUCUGGCCAUCCUGACCACCGCGGCGUCCUCCAUGUUGGACAAGUUCUCCUACAUCCCCGAGGCCAAGGCCAGCUGCUACGGGCAGACGGAGAAGCCGGAGACCCCGACUCACACUCUGCACCAGUUUAUGGUCAAUGUGACGUGGGACGGCAAAGACUUGUCCUUCACGGAGGAGGGCUAUCAGGUGCACCCCAGGCUGGUGGUGAUCGUGCUGAACAAAGACCGACAGUGGGAGAAGGUGGGGAAGUGGGAGAACCAGAGCCUGAGCCUGCGGCACGCCGUGUGGCCCAGGUACAAGUCCUUCUCCGACUGCGAGCCGGACGACAACCACCUGAGCAUCGUCACCCUGGAGGAGGCUCCCUUCGUCAUCGUGGAGGACAUAGACCCGCUGACCGAGACGUGCGUGAGGAACACGGUGCCCUGUCGGAAGUUCGUCAAGAUCAACAAUUCAACCAACGAGGGGAUGAACAUCAAAAAGUGCUGCAAGGGGUUCUGCAUCGACAUCCUGAAGAAGCUCUCGCGGACCGUGAAGUUCACCUACGACCUCUACCUGGUCACCAACGGGAAGCACGGCAAGAAAGUCAACAACGUGUGGAACGGGAUGAUCGGGGAGGUGGUCUACCAGCGAGCGGUCAUGGCGGUCGGCUCACUGACCAUCAACGAGGAGCGCUCCGAGGUGGUGGACUUCUCCGUGCCCUUCGUGGAGACCGGGAUCAGCGUCAUGGUGUCCAGGAGCAACGGCACCGUUUCACCCUCUGCCUUCCUAGAACCCUUCAGCGCCUCCGUCUGGGUGAUGAUGUUCGUGAUGCUGCUCAUCGUCUCUGCCAUCGCCGUGUUUGUCUUUGAGUACUUCAGUCCCGUUGGCUACAACAGAAACCUGGCCAAAGGGAAAGCGCCCCACGGGCCUUCUUUCACCAUCGGAAAGGCCAUCUGGCUCCUCUGGGGCCUGGUGUUCAACAACUCUGUGCCUGUCCAGAAUCCUAAAGGCACCACCAGCAAGAUCAUGGUGUCCGUGUGGGCCUUCUUUGCCGUCAUAUUCCUGGCCAGUUACACAGCCAAUCUGGCUGCUUUCAUGAUCCAGGAGGAGUUUGUGGACCAAGUAACAGGACUCAGUGACAAGAAGUUUCAGAGACCUCAUGAUUAUUCUCCACCUUUUCGAUUUGGGACGGUGCCUAACGGCAGCACGGAGAGAAACAUCCGGAAUAACUACCCCUACAUGCACCAGUACAUGACCAAGUUCAACCAGAAGGGGGUCGAGGACGCCCUGGUCAGCUUGAAGACUGGGAAGCUGGACGCUUUCAUCUACGACGCCGCGGUCUUGAAUUACAAGGCCGGGAGAGACGAGGGCUGCAAGCUGGUGACCAUCGGGAGUGGGUACAUCUUUGCCACCACUGGCUACGGCAUUGCCCUCCAGAAGGGGUCGCCCUGGAAGAGGCAGAUCGACCUGGCCCUGCUGCAGUUUGUGGGUGAUGGGGAGAUGGAGGAGCUGGAGACUCUGUGGCUCACGGGGAUCUGCCACAACGAGAAGAACGAGGUGAUGAGCAGCCAGCUGGACAUCGACAACAUGGCGGGCGUGUUCUACAUGCUGGCCGCCGCCAUGGCCCUCAGCCUCAUCACCUUCAUCUGGGAGCACCUCUUCUACUGGAAGCUGCGCUUCUGCUUCACGGGCGUGUGCUCGGACCGGCCCGGGCUGCUCUUCUCCAUCAGCAGGGGCAUCUACAGCUGCAUUCACGGAGUGCACAUCGAAGAAAAGAAGAAAUCUCCAGACUUCAGCCUGACCGGUUCCCAGAGCAACAUGCUGAAGCUCCUUCGGUCGGCCAAGAACACGUCCAACGUGUCCAACAUGAACUCCUCCAGAAUGGACUCACCCAAAAGAGCCCCGGACUUCAUCCAGAGAGGUUCCCUCAUCAUGGACAUGGUCUCAGACAAGGGGAACCUCAUCUACUCGGACAACAGGUCCUUUCAGGGGAAGGACAGCAUCUUUGGGGACAACAUGAAUGAACUCCAAACGUUCGUCGCCAACAGGCACAAGGAUAACCUCAACAACUACGUGUUCCAAGGCCAGCACCCUCUCACCCUCAACGAGUCCAACCCGAACACGGUGGAGGUGGCCGUGAGCACAGAGUCCAAAGGCAACUCCAGGCCCCGGCAGCUGUGGAAGAAGUCCAUGGAGUCCCUGCGCCAGGAUUCUCUGAGCCAGAACCCGGUGUCCCACAGGGAUGAGGGGACCACCGUGGAGAACAGGACCCACUCCCUAAAGAGCCCCCGGUACCUUCCCGAAGAGGUGGCCCACUCCGACAUCUCCGAAGCUUCCAGUCGUGCCACGUGCCACCGGGAGCUGGACAACAACAAGAGCCACAAGACCAAGGACAACUUCAAGAGGUCCCUGGCCUCCAAGUUCCCCAAGGACUGCAGCGAGGUGGAGCGCACCUACCUGAAGACCAAGGCGGGCUCGCCCAGGGACAAGAUCUACACCAUCGACGGGGAGAAGGAGCCCAGCUUCCACCUGGACCCGCCCCAGUUCGUGGAAAACAUGGCCCUUCCGGAGAACGUGGGCUUCCCGGACAGCUACCAGGAUCACAACGAGAACUUCCACAAGGCGGACUCCACGCUGCCCAUGAACCGCAACCCCCUGCGUAACGAAGACGGGCUUCCCAACAACGACCACCAGUACAAGCUCUACGCCAAGCACUUCACCCUCAAAGACAAGGGGUCCCCCCACAGCGAGGGCAGCGACCGCUACCGCCAGGGCUCCACCCACUGCAGGAGUUGCCUCUCCAACCUGCCCACCUAUUCCGGCCAUUUCACCAUGAGGUCCCCCUUCAAGUGUGACGCCUGCCUGCGGAUGGGCAACCUCUACGACAUCGACGAAGACCAGAUGCUGCAGGAGACGGGGAACCCCACGCCCCGGGAGGAGGUCUACCAGCAGGACUGGGCGCAGAACAACGCUCUCCAGUUCCAGAAGAGCAAACUGAGGAUCAGCCGCCAGCAUUCCUACGACAACAUCCUGGAUAAACCCAGGGAGAUGGACCUGGGCAGGCCCUCCCGGAGCAUAAGCCUCAAGGACAGGGAGCGGCUUCUGGAGGGCAACUUGUACGGGAGCCUGUUCAGCGUCCCCUCCAGCAAACUCUCGGGGAACAAGAGCUCCCUCUUCCCCCAGGGUCUGGAGGGCAGCAAGAGGAGCCAGUCUCUGUUGCCAGACCACACCUCCGACAACCCCUUCCUCCACUCCCACGGGGAUGACCAGCGCCUCGUUAUUGGGAGAUGCCCCUCAGACCCCUAUAAACACUCGUUGCCCUCGCAGGCCAUGAAUGACAGCUACCUUCGAUCAUCCUUGAGGUCCACGGCGUCGUACUGUUCCAGGGACAGUCGGGGCCACAGUGAUGUGUAUAUUUCAGAGCAUGUUAUGCCUUAUGCUGCAAAUAAGAAUAAUAUGUACUCUACCCCCAGGGUUUUAAAUUCCUGCAGCAAUAGACGCGUGUACAAGAAAAUGCCUAGUAUCGAAUCUGAUGUUUAAACUCUCCCAUUAAUGUUUUAUCAUAGGGAAACAUGGAGUGGUGAGCGCUCUGGAGGGUGAAUGUGGUCGUCCGAUAGUGCCCUGCAAGGAGGAGGAGGGCUUAGAGAGGUCAUUUUUGUUGGCUCUUUUGCACAUGGCUCAUGCCAUAAUCUUCCACUCAAGGAAUCUUUGAGCUGUGUGCUGAGCACAGCAGAAACCAGAGAGUUAAGUCCUUAACCAAAAACAAAACAAAAAAAAAAAGGGGCAGGUCUCCGGACACGCCUUACCAGGUGUGUUGGCAAUAACGGCCCAGGGUGUCGAUGGCGAUGUUAUGGUUCCCUGUAUUCAAAUCCCAUUAACGUCGGUCCACCAUGUCAUUUCCUCAUCUGAAAUGCCUAAUGGUUUCUCUGAUACAGAAUAAGCAAUACGGUAUGCAUGUGACCCUGACACGGACAAUAGGACAGUUAGGAGCGCACCUGCACCGGAGCGAGACGGACCUGUGCGGGAGGUUAGGAAGUCUGGCUCGUAACCGUUCUCACUUUAUUGUUAUGCUGCCCCUCAUGCCCAGGCCCGACCCCGAGAGCCCCAGGCUCCCCCAAGAAUAGCAGAUCAGCGUGUUCGUGGCUCCUUUGCUCCCUUUACCACCGUCCCUCCAAGACGCAGCUGGAGCGAAACGCCACAGGGACUCUCAGGCGGAGCCACAGGGACCUCUUUGGAUGUUGAUGUGCGUUUUCCUCUCAUCCUGGGCUCUGAUGGUCUUGCUCAGAGCUGCAUAGACUAGCACGUGUGUGUCUUCGAUACCUAAGUGUGGAUCUUCUGUCCGCGACACAGUGGCCGUUGUAGUUGACCCCGAAGACUCCUGUGUACGUAAGUUCGCAUUUCCUCCCUUCUGGUGACGACUCAGGGUUGUAUAGUUUCUGUUACCCCAACCCUCCCAGCGGAACCGUAACUUGUCCCGUCCCCCGAACAGCCAUGGUGGUGUCUAAUUAGCUGUGUGUUUCUGUUCCCAGAGUUGUUAAUGUGGUGACACGUGCCAACAGCCAUAUGCGUACAGUGAUCUGUAAGGAGCACCGUGCCAUCUGUCUGCCCGAGCCUAGCAUGGUUUUAGGUUUAUCUUCCUUAAUGUCACAAAACGCUCUUGGACGCUCAUUUCCACCCCAACCUCCUCAAAUCAAAAGUCUCCAAAACAUGAGACACUCAUGCCUCCUCCCUGAGCACCCCCCAAACUGUGGAUGAACUUGACGAGCUGAGCGCUCUCUCUCUGCUGAAACACACACUCUCUCUCUCCAAGGCAAACUGCCUCGUCAGCACCAACAGAAAUAUGUGAAAAACCCCCAGACGCGUGUGUCUCAUCUCAUUCUUACUCUGCUAAAACCCGGGCACGCACGGCACGGGUGACUCUCGUUAUCAAAAACAGUUGGAGGCAGAGAGGGGAAUAUUCACACUUGGGAAACUUCUUAGCACAGCACCUGCCGCAUUAAAAAAAAAAAAAAGCAAACAGAAAAAAUAAAGGUCGUUGUUAUUUUAUGACACUUUUUCAGACCAGAAUUUUCUAGUUUCAAAAUUAAAUAUCAUAAAACCAGCAAACGAUAUGACUGAAACAUUUUGUAUGGUUCUACUCUAUUAGUAUAUUUUAAAUACACAACUAUCCUGGAAAUAGUUGGGCUAAUAGCCAUCCGUUUUUGCAGAAGACCUCGGUCUCAUUGGUAGCCUCCUGCAUAAACCUGAGCUCUUGUGGAACUAGCCUGACCAUUUCCCGGUUUCUUACUGACGUUUGCUUGGGCUCUUGGAGAAGGAGACAGGUGGCAGGUUGAACAAAAAUGACCCGUUUCUCCCCCUCAGGCUGUGUUCUGCUCCAUAGGCAGCGUGGUUUUUCUCCAAGUGGACAGCGGCUGGGGAUGGCUCUCUCAGAGCUCAGGGAUACACGGACUGGCUUUGCUCUAGAAAGGUGCCCUGCCCCGACACUCGCAUCAUGUUGAGAAGGAGCUGAGAUGAACCUGAGUGUCCGCAGUAGGCAGCAGAGGAGGCCUGGGAGGGAACAGCUUCCUAUUGUCUUAGGCAGAGGAGGCGGAGGUGGUGCAGGUGACCCACGGGCUUGAAAAUGACAUUUUGUUUCUUGGAUGCUGCAUCUUUUCAAGACCCCAAAAUGGGGAGACCUGGAUAAGAGGACCUGGGAUGGUCGCCCCUAUUUCUGACCUUGAUUUAAGUUUCUGAGGCUGUGCAGUCUCUAGCCCCUUCUGACUCUGCCCCCCCAUCGCAUCCCAGCCCUGGGCUCGCCCAGCCGAGGUCACUGCCAUGUCCUCAUGAGCCUGGCCUGUCUUAACAGGAAGUAAGUUCUAAAAGCCUCCCCAGAACACAGGGCAACGAUGUCCCACCAAUCCAAAGAGGCGUUCUGUCUUCCUCGGGUGUCCCCAGAGCCCAGGGGCCUGCCUGAUGCCACACACAGUCUCCAGGGCUGACUCCAUCCGUCAGCAAGCCUUCCCCUAAGAACAGCAUCGUUGGCUGCUGACCCCUACAUUUCUGGAGGAAGAGACUAAAAACGUGGCUUUUGGGAAAAGCCCAAAAUAAUAUGGUGGGAGAAAUAGACUUCUCUUCAUAUCCAAGGUGUUUGUAAAACAAGUCACAGUAAAAACAACUGGAAAUUAGAAUCUAUUCCAUGGACACGUGUUUUCCAUCCCCCGUUCUCUCACUGACACUUAAAGGCCAGGGCUUCAACAGGAAGAUCAGCCACUGGGCGGACGGGCAGUUUCCAAGUGAGAGACCAUACUGAGAAGCGAUGCAAAGGGAGCCCAGGUCAGUUCAGUCCUUUCACGAAGUAAAACCAGAUUCGUGGCGCCCAUGAGAAACGGUGCCUCUGGUGCGGGAGGUGAGGGGAGCUCGUGGGAGCCCUGAGCUCUGCACCCAUGACAGAGGGCUCCGUGACCCUCCCAGCCCUGAGAUCUGGGCGGCUGAUGCCGUCUAAGCAGAACGCCCAAGUUUCACCUGGAUUAAGUCAGAGCUGCCAUCUCUCCUGACAUUUCAGUGACCACAAGUGACUUCCCCCUUCUGUACCGAUCCUCAGAGAGGUACACUGGGAUGCGAUGGCCAGGUUCCUGUCCAUGGGCAGUAGCACACACAGUCACCUAAUGGAGAGGAUUCUGUGAGAGAGUCUUCUGGGCAUAACCUCUGCUCUGGGGACCUUGGUGUUCAGGAAAGUAGUUUCCAUCAACCUUGCACCUGCGGGCUCUGGGGCUGUUUGUGGCUAUGUUCAAUGCUCCAAGCAGACAGUUCCCAGUGGGUCCGUCUCCCCGGCAGUGAGGUUCCGAGAGCUGGAGGGAUUAUAAUAACCUCACCACCCCGUCCACCUCUCUCCGUUAUUUUAUCCACCACUACAAAUGAGUGUCUCAUGGAUUCUCCUUGGUUUUCUCAUCUUAUUUCCCAGGAAAGACCUCAUACUUAGCUUUUCUGAUGAGAACAUUAAAAUUCACCCAUUGCGGCAAAAUCUGUCACAUCAAUUCACGCAUACUUUCUGGGGAGAAAAAAAGAAAAGUACACCUUGUUUACAAAUGAAAUAGUUUCAUUUAAAUGGGACUUUAGCCAAGGUGGUUAAUUAGUCAAAAGAUCCACAGUAGUCAGCGGGCACACAUUGUUUAUUCUAUUUGAUAUGUCUACUACGGAUGUGUAUUUAAUAUUCUGCAUCCUUCUCAGGAAAUGACAAAUGCCCUGAAAUCUUUGCAAACAGAAUUGCUAAUGAAAAAGAGAAAAAGAAAGUUGGUGUUAAUUAAAUGGUGAUUAAAAAUUUAUCUCCUUUAAACCUAAAAAGUGCAGCUUUAAUAAUCGGUUGUCAUAUAAAUAAAUACCUUGCACUGAAAUCCCUUGCGGUUUAAGACCUAAAUAAAUACUAAUUUGAGAAAACCUAAAUGCCCUUCAGAGGAGCUGAAUGUAUUCGUUAGCAGGAUGCACAUAUCUGGACUGUUUCUUUGUGCGGAGCCGUUAUGCGUGAAUCCUUGAGGGAUCACGGGUUGUUUCCGAAACGGAGCCCGUGUCUGUGUGGACCGCGGCUACCGUAGACAGAAUUGAACUUAAAAAAAAAAAAAAAAGAUGGAAGUGGGUGGAAGCUCAGUUCAUUGGCUGGUUUGUGAUAUGUUAGGGUCCCAGGCAAGGUCUGUCUUCCUUCCAACUGCAUCGUUUUAUGUUUACUUGAGUCAAAAUCAGGCCCUUUCUGGAUACUUCAUCUUUUUUGCUAAACAGGGUUGAAAAGUGCCAAUGGAAAGAUCAUUCUGGGUCCAUACUUGAAAAGUCGUCCCAAUGCGCGGCUUCCCUUGUCCCCCGCCCCCGCCCCCAUGCCGCACUGUGUUCAUCUGUCUUUGUCCAUUUGGGUUCUGCUUUGCCACCUGGUGUCUGUCAGCUCAGAGCUGGUCAGAUGCACUCCCCUGGGAACACCAAUGCCGCGUACACAUGUAUAUAAUAGACCGCUUGAUUCCUACAGUCCACACCCAGGUGUAUUCUCCCAAUGGAGUUGUACAUAUGUACAGUGUUUGUUAAAAAGCCAGCGGCAGUGGCGGCGCUGACACGAGGGAAACCCAGUUUGGUUGUCUUGGCGGGAGGCUGCUUCCGUAGAGAAGGCAUUCUAUAUUUUUUUAAUCUCAGUUCUAGGGAGGGUAACAGAGCCCAAGUGGGAUCUGGGGUGUUGGUAUUCUUGGUCCCUUGAAAGGCAAAACUCUGGGGUGAGCCAUCGUGGAAUAGUCGCUGUUUACAUUUGUUCUAAAGAGGACACUGACGUGGGCUUUGAUUUCUCUAAACCCAUCCAAAGACAUAGAUUUCCUACUUAAACCCCUUACCCUCCUCCCCCACCCCUGCAUUUCUGUGCCUAGAAGUGCCGAAGGUAUAGAAUCGCCAAGAGAUGCCUGCCCCGGAGAGUCUGAGAAGAAUCAGAGUUCGUAGGACUGCACAGGACCUGGGGAAGAGGAGGCAGAUGAGAAACUGGAGCUGGACGGGGCAGGGACGGGGAAGACACGGAGGGCGAGGAUGGCGAGGGGCGGGGCCCCGGGGUCUGAUCGCUGGCUCUGCCCCCCUUACCAGGCUGACCCGCUUCUAGGUCUUUUCAAGGAGGACCCUUCUGAGAACCUCGGAUCAGAAUCAGAAAGGCCCAUAGAACUGACCUGGCUUGCUGUGCCCUGUGUAGACAGACCCGGGAAGCCCCUGUGACCUGGGUUUUCCUACAAACUCUUUCACUCUCCCUCAUUUUCCCAGGGACUUUGUCCCUGAGAAAGACCAACAAGGGAUGUGGCUUAAAACCGCGAACCAAAGAUGACAUCUGGCAGCAAUCCUUGAAGUCAUAGCGCUACUUCCCAAGCACCGAGGUUGAACCAAGUACCUUGGUUACCUGAGGGGACUCGACGGAGGGUCCACUCUCUUUUGAAGUCCACUUUAGUCUUAGGGGGCUACAAAGGCAAUAGAAAACACAGUCCCUUUCAGAAGUAGCUUGUGAUUUGGAAAUUCCGUUCCUUAACAUGGAAGAUACCUAAGAUGCGUAGAUGGCAAACGCAUACCAAACAGUAAGAAUUAGAAACGAUUAAUGAAGUUGUUGCCAAGAAGUAAGAAUGAAUCCGAUCCCAAGAUCAACCUUUAAAAAAAAAAAAAAAAAGCUCCCCCAUAUACCCACUGCUCCUGGAAAUGCCCUGAUGUUGAGACCUCCAGAGGAGGUGUCUAGGAACCCAGGAGCAGCGAACCAGGAGGAUGAUUCCUCUGCACAGGCAGGCUCGGACCGGUCCUCCAGCCCUUGCCAGAUCACCUCCUCCCAGCUCUGCUGGGCGACAUGUGCUUCAGAAGGGCGUUGGAAGAACCCUGCAAGGAUGAGAAAAUGGACCGUGAUGGGAAAGAGGGAACAGUUCCCCAAGGGUUUUUUUGUCUGGUCUUGGACUUGUGAGGGACACUUUUGACAGUCCAGGGUAUAAAUGUAUCAGGGAAGGACCAGGGAGGACCAAGUGCCUACUGUUGUGGCUGGAGAAGGGAAGCUGCAGGUUCCCUAGAGAGUCGACACGGGGAGUCUGCGCGGAUUUCGGGAGGACCCGCCGGGUGGAGAGGGGAUUUUUUUUACCCUGUCCAACCCAGUUCUGGGCAGGACUGAGAUGUGAGAUUCUCUGUUUAUCACAAGUACACACCAUGUGUCAGCAACUAAAUCUGGAAAUAUCAAAAUAUACCCACACUGAGUAUAGCCUACAUUCUAGGAACAUUCUAGAAUGAGGUUCUCAAAAUAGCCAUAGGAUAGCAGGAUGAUUGCUCCCAUUUUGCAGAUGAGGAAUCUGAGGCUUAGUUGUUCUCAGCCUCAUCAGAAACUAGAGUCAGUUAAUAAAUCCCUGAUGUUGGACACAUUCUCGAAGUGCCUGAUCUCCUCCAGGGAGGUCAGAAGAGGAGUCGGAGAGAGAGAGCUGCUGUGGCCAGGUCCCCUUCUCCGGUGUGCUGGUCCCUGAUCCUCAGAGUCAGGAAUGGAGUGUGUCCAUCACACGGGGGGGUCUCACCUCUGUUCACAGUCCCUCCCGAGACUCAAGCAUUGUCUGUUCUCUCCUCCUUCAUGGGAGUGCAGUCAGCAUUUAUUUUUUGGUUCCUGAGAAGUUAUUUUCUCUAUUGAGCAUGUGCCUAAUCUUGAAUAUCCCUUCCCACUCUCUCCUGACUUUAUCAGUUGGCAUCAGGGCUUGUUGCAUUAGACAUAUGUACAUAGUGUGCUCGCGUGUGUAGACACGCACACACACACACACACACACACACACACACAUGGCCUUGUGGCCCUUCGUUGAAGCUCUCCUAAACAUCGUGACCCAUUUUUAAGGAGGUGGUGUCAUUUGCAAGGUGACUGUCCCUCCUCUUUGUUCUACGUUCGCUCCUCUCUGCCCGGCAGAUCGAAUGAGGCUCAGAGGCUGACGAGGUGGAGGACAGAGGUUUGCACAAGGGCUGGGGAGCUUCAGGAGCCAGAUGGCUGAGGGCCGGCUGCCGAAGUGCUCUGUUGAUGUUUCCCUUCUUGGUCUGCUGUGACGUUUCCUAAUUGCCUUAGAGAGACUGUCCUGGUCACGAGUGUCAGGAUGACUGUUCAACCGCUGAGUGCUUCUUCUCUUUGUCCCACGAAGGAGAGUUCUUGAGUUGGAAUAGUUCACUGGGCUCAGGAGCCCCGAGGAUCUGGUGUCGAAUGCACCUUGUAGACGAUGCUCCCGAGCACCCACGUGUCUUCUUGGGCAUCCUUCUCCUCCCACGUUCAAAGCCACGCUGCUGCUUUUCUGGCACCUAUAGUUACUGUGAGGUGGGGCAUGCAGACCAUGGCAUAGAUGAGGAUCUGAGCAGGGAUUUUAAAGGUUGUCUUUCAAGCUGGCCCUGAAACGUAGCCGAGACAGAGCGUUGUUGAUGUUUAACAGCUAUUUUGAGAUCCUGUUGCUGUCUGCAAGUGCAGGACGACAUCCUCCCAGGGAUGUUGAGCUAUGCAGAAAGUGGAGCACCCCAAAGAAUGAUCUGGCCAACAGCAUUACUUUGGAGCCAUAUUUCAAAGCACAGAACUCUCCAGGGAACAAGAACCAAAUUGUUUAAAAUGGAGUCAUUCCUCAAAUUAACUUCCUCAGAUAAGGUGACAGAGAUCUGCAGAAACCAACAAGACAGAGCAGAUUAUCACUCACAAGUCCCUCUUCUGUACCGUGCCAGCCAAACAAGGCGUCUGCAUUUUUUGCAGUUCUAGAACAUUCCUCAUUAGUGGUAGCCCCGGGUCAUAACCUCUUCCAGUUAAUUCUCCUUCAGACCUUUGGGAAGGGUUUAAGAUGAACCCUGGAAAGAUAUUAACAUAACACAUAGCCAAAGCCGCAGCUGCCUUUUGAAUUAAUAAGGUUAAUUGUUCUCCAGCAAACAUGAGUUCGUCUUCGGCAUUUUAAAUGCUUCUCAUUGAUCUGACAUUUUGCCGUUUCAGGAUUUUAAAGGGCUCGAAUCAAAGAGUAUUGAUAACUGAGCAAAUAGUAAAGGUCCAGAAAUAUAAAGAACAUUGUCAGUUUCGCCAUGAAAAACAAUCAUAGCCUUUUGAAUUCAAUUGAGGUUUUUACAUUAGCCGUCUAAGACUUAUUGAAUCAUUUCUAUUCUCGGUCAAGCUAAUUCAAGCGAAUGAACAGUAUUGACUUUUUAAAUCUAUUUUACCUUUUUUUUAAUCUUAAGUUUAUUAGGUUUGUAGACACAGCUCUGGGGCCAUGAUCACUAGGGAAAUGAUAGAACUUAGAAGACUCCAAUGAUGAUUUUGUAUGGCUCCUCGGGGUCGUCUUGGAGAAUUCUGGUGGAUCGGGGAAGAUGUAUGUGGCACUUGUGACAUUCAUGCUACCCCGAUUUUUUUCAUGGGGAAGGAUGUCAACUGUCUCGAUUCUCUUCAAGAUCUUAAGUUAAGAAUAACAUUUUCAUAGAAAGUACAUUCACUGCCAGGUACAAGUAAUUACAUGGCUAGAUGUGACUUGGUUGCUUGAGGGUCCCUGAAGAUUUUUUUUUAACCAGCUGUUUUAAAAUUCUGAAUAUUAGUCUUAUUCGUCCCCCUGCUAAAUUUAAAAGCAUACACUUGCCAAAUUAAUCGGUAGAAUUCAUCAUCGUUGAUAUCACACUGGAAUGUUUGUGUAUGUGUGUUUAUGUAUAGUAUAUAUAUAUUUCAAGCUGAGUAUUCAGAAAGAAUUAGAUGAGUUCAUGGGUGGCUUGAAUAAGAAGUAGAUCAUAAAAAUAAAAGAUAAUGAUAUUCUCAGACAAAAAAAAGAUGAGCCAUUUAUUUUCCACUCAUGAAAUAUAAGACCGUGGCGUAGGGUAUAGACUGGUCAUCUCCCAGAAGAAGGUCAUUGCAUUAAACAGCGUAUACUAAAGGGUUUGUGUCUGAGUCUGCUUUGAACCCAGUCGGGAUGGAGCUCAUAUGCAGAGGCUUUCCAUUCAUAGCCACCUUCAAACACCGUCUAAAACUCACGUCAGAAGUGGCUUGAUCUCGUGUACGGUGGAGCCCAAAGCGGGCUGCGAGCUCCUCAGCUCAGUGGUCUUCGUGUGGGGUUAGAUCUUCACUUACAAUCACAACGGUUUAUAUCUGUCAUGUUUUAAUCCACUGCAUGAGGAAGUACUGAUAAUUGUAUUAAAUAUUUCCAAGCAUAGCUACAAAAAUUACACGUUUGCUUAACACCUUUCUAUGAUAGAGGAAGCAUAUACUAUGGUUGUCUUCUUGUAGUACGUCUUUUAAUUUUGUUCAAUGUGUUAUCAACUGUUUUAAGGAAUGGGAUUAUGAAAUGUGUGUGCAAACUGAUAUGUACAUAAAUCCCGAGGCAAAAGAAGUGCCCAAUCAUACGGUGUAAAAAUGUAAAUACAGGAAAAUUUCAUUUUUCUAAUAAAGAUAAUUUCUGCCAAUUGAUAUGAA
Marmota monax (woodchuck) is the source of this 14573-nucleotide messenger RNA. It is a transcript of the gene Grin2a, whose product is annotated as glutamate ionotropic receptor NMDA type subunit 2A. Bases 815 to 5215 code for a protein of 1466 amino acids. NCBI's taxonomy places the organism in Eukaryota, Metazoa, Chordata, Mammalia, Rodentia, Sciuridae. The record is from RefSeq and is a predicted model, not a curated record. Gene Ontology annotation, cellular component: plasma membrane; postsynaptic density membrane; NMDA selective glutamate receptor complex. The transcript is spliced from 14 exons. Gene Ontology annotation, biological process: monoatomic ion transport; synaptic transmission, glutamatergic; long-term synaptic potentiation. Gene Ontology annotation, molecular function: NMDA glutamate receptor activity; transmitter-gated monoatomic ion channel activity involved in regulation of postsynaptic membrane potential.